AUGGACAAUGAUAGCAAUGCGUGGAAUGAUGACGACAAUAUCGAGGAGAAUGACACGAGUGAGGAGGGCUCUAGUAGUAACGCGUCAAGUACAAUUGAUUUUGAUACGUGGGCGGAAUGGUACGCAUGGUCUAGCCGUAACGAUGGUACGGAAGAAGCGGUUCUUCUUUUGGGCAUGUUGAUGGAGGAGCAGCAAUUCCAUGCCCAACGUCGUAUGCCCAGGCCACAACAUAACAUUGGCUUGCGUGGUUAUCAGUACAUCAUCGCAGUACUUAAUGGACAUCCUGACACCUGUUAUGAGAUGUUCCGAAUGGAGGUAUAUGCAUUCCGGUGUUUAUGUGAUCGUUUACGUAGCGAUGCUAUGUUGCGUGAUUCGUCACGAGAGGUCACGGUUGAGGAAGCCUUAGGAAUAUUUUGUUACACUGUCAGACAUGGUGUCGUUCAACGGAAUGCAGCUAAUUUGUUUCAACAUUCGGUUGAAACUAUAAAUCGACAUGUGUACAACGUAAUGCGUGCAUUAUGUCGCCUAUCGCGCCGUGUGAUUAAACGGAGCCAGACAACUGGGGUGAUGCCUUAUAUUGAAGGAAAUCCAAGACUUUAUCCAUGGUUCGAGGUUAUUAUUAUCUAGUAGAUUCAGCAUUUCCCUGUACCGAAGGAUUUAUGCCACCAUAUCCGAGGGUAAGGUACCAUAGAUCUGAACGAAGAGGCUCUCGUACCUUCCAAGGAUAUAAAGAUCUGUUUAAUUAUCGGCAUUCAUCCCUUCGGAAUGUCAUUGAACGAACUUUCGGUGUGUUGAAGAAGCGUUUUCGAAUUUUAAAUUUAAUGCCCCCAUACCUUCUAA
Juglans regia (Persian walnut) is the source of this 840-nucleotide messenger RNA. RefSeq lists its product as uncharacterized. Lineage: Eukaryota; Viridiplantae; Streptophyta; Magnoliopsida; Fagales; Juglandaceae. Bases 1 to 627 code for a protein of 208 amino acids. The transcript has 2 exons. The record is from RefSeq and is a predicted model, not a curated record.